AUGGCCAAGGAACAUGUCCAUGGGAAGCCUUCACUCCCUGAAUUUAAUGCGACCGUGGACCCGACUCUUGCACCUUUUCAAAUCUCCCAAGGAACUUACCUCGAGAACAAUCCGACGGUUCUUUACAAGUCAACAGAGUAUCACAUCAAUGGAGGCAUAGGGUCAGGAGCGGUCGUCAUUACCGAUGCCGAUGUCUUCGCAAAGUCCGGAAGCAACGCAACAGAAUUGCCACAGACGACCAUGGCCUCGCAGCAACAGCAACCGAGAGUCCUCCUGGUCCGGCGCGCUCCUACCGAUUCGUCGCCGAACCUCUGGGAAGUACCUGGAGGUGCCGUAGAUUUCGACGAUCCGACGAUCCUUCAUGGCGCGGCACGAGAGCUCUGGGAAGAGGCAGGUCUGCACGCCACGGCUUUCCACCGAAUUGUGGGACCAGAGCAUGGUCAAGUGUUGACAACAAGAAGAGGACGACUGUUCGUCAAGUUCCACUUCUUGGUUGACGUCAAGUCUUACGACGUGAAGCUGGACGAGAAUGAACACAGUGACUUUUGCUGGGCGACAGAGGCUGAAUGUGAAGUGGGAACGGUCAAACGAAGGGUUGAAGGGCAGGAGACGACAUUAGACAUUCCCUUCACCUCGGAGGCACAGAAAGCUGCGAUCAUGGCGGGCUUCGAAGCCUGGAGGAAGGUGCAGGCUGCAGCAAACUGA
Messenger RNA from Cyphellophora attinorum, 705 nucleotides. RefSeq lists its product as uncharacterized. Lineage: Eukaryota; Fungi; Ascomycota; Eurotiomycetes; Chaetothyriales; Cyphellophoraceae. The coding region runs from base 1 to 705 and encodes 234 amino acids. The record is from RefSeq and is a predicted model, not a curated record. The transcript has a single exon.